CGCGCGCUCCUGCCCCGGCCAUGGGGAGGCGCCGCCGGGCGCGGGAGCCGCCCGCCCGGCUGGUGCUGCUGGCGCUGGCGCUGGCCUCGGGCUCGGCGCUGCUGCUGGCCUCGCUCAGCCUCCUGCUCGCCGCCUGGCCCCGCUCGGGCGCCCGCCCCGUCCAGGAAGACGCCGCCGCCGCCGCCGCCGCGGGGCCGCAGGUGAGGGCCGGGUCGGGCGGGCGGGAGCGGGCGGCGCGCGGGUCGUCCGGGGAGGCGGCGGCGGGGCAGGCGACCAGGGCUUCGGCCCCCGCGGCGGGGCAGGGACUGGCCGCCCGCAGCCCCUCCUCGGGCGGAGGCCCCCAGCCCCGCCAGGGCCGGACGGAGCCCGCUCUGCCUGCCCCCGCCUCCGGUCACCUGCGCCGCGCAGCCCGGGCGGGCCGGACCCGCCGCGGGGGAAAAAGGGGCGCCGCGGCGCACGUGCGCCUGCGGCCGGUCCGAGGGCCUCCCUGGCGCUCCAGCAGUGCCCAUCUGCUGACGCAGGCCGAGACCCCCGAGCAGGCGGCUGCCGGUGAACUACUGUCUGAGGGUGAUGUUGAGCAGCUGGACCCGGUGGUGCUGUCCACCAGCUGGAACCACCAGGGCAAAUUCCUGCACCAUUUUGCCCAGCAGGGGGCACUGCGGCACCGAAGGCAAGCCGAGAAAGGGAAACGUUUUCGGCCUUGCCGGACUGGGACCAUCUGCGCUGCACACUAUGAAGUGCAAACCACGGUAGGACGAGCUGGGAUGCAGGCAGAUGCAAAUGGAACCAUCCGUGGAUGGGCUGAAGCCAAGCUCAACGCCACAAACCCCCUGCGUUACGACAGCAACCGUGGGGAGUUCACGGUGAUCAAGAGGGGGCUGUAUUACCUAUAUUGCCAGGUCCAUUUCAACGAGGGGAAGACCAUCUACAUGAAGCUGGACGUGAUGCUGGGCGGCGAGCUGGCCCUGCGCUGUUUGGAACAGUUCCCCCCCACCAGCUCGGGGCCCCAGGAAGCCGAGCUGCGGGUGUGCCAAGUCUCUGGGCUGGUUCUGCUGCGGCCCGAGGAGUCCAUCCGGCUCCGCACCAUCCCGAGAGUCCGGCUCAAGGCGGAUCGCUACCUCACCUACUUUGGCCUCUUCCAGGUCCACUGAGAGAAGGGGGCCGCGGGAAGACCACAGGGCUGGGGUUCUGGAUGGGCUCUGGGGAGCCAGAGAGGAAGGAAGGAGCCCGCACUGCUGGCUCCCGCACGGUGGAUUCCCCUGCACCCGAGCGCAGAGCAGGGUCCGAAUCGCUUCCUUCUGUCCCCGGAUCUCCACUUCCUGCUUUCAGUUCCGCUGUUCCG
Molecule: messenger RNA, 1342 nt
Organism: Candoia aspera
Lineage: Eukaryota; Metazoa; Chordata; Lepidosauria; Squamata; Candoiidae
Gene: TNFSF12
Product: TNF superfamily member 12
Exons: 8
Coding region: 21-1151 (376 amino acids)
Biological process (GO): immune response
Cellular component (GO): membrane
Molecular function (GO): tumor necrosis factor receptor binding; receptor ligand activity
Source: RefSeq, a predicted model, not a curated record